Topomyia yanbarensis is the source of this 1683-nucleotide messenger RNA. RefSeq names its product tetracycline resistance protein, class A-like. Gene Ontology annotation, molecular function: transmembrane transporter activity. The transcript has 6 exons. Gene Ontology annotation, cellular component: membrane. The coding region runs from base 141 to 1580 and encodes 479 amino acids. Gene Ontology annotation, biological process: transmembrane transport. Lineage: Eukaryota; Metazoa; Arthropoda; Insecta; Diptera; Culicidae. The record is from RefSeq and is a predicted model, not a curated record.
AAUUAUACUACAGCACCACUACUACCUACAACUUUCGCUUGCCCGGCGCAGUGAUAACGUAACGCCCGGCGAAUGAAUUAGUAGGUAUGCCAGACACUAAUCGAUAACUGGCAGAGCAAUAAUCAAGUAUAGUUAGUAGAAUGGAGGAUAUUACGGAGGAAAAUAGUUUAAUCCAGAACGAGCCGACAAAUUCGACUGAAACUAGUGUUCCAUUCCAGAAUCGAUACUUGCUGUUGGAACCUCCAGUGUUUCUUUUAUCAUACGCGUAUUAUGUUUCAUCGGCUGUUCUCACCGAUCAGAUUGUGUAUCAAACGUGCACGGUUUCAUUCGGCGUCAACCGGUCGGAAUGUGCUCAGCUGGGAAAGGAGCAUGAAUCCGCUGAGGUGCUGGCAUUGGAAGCCCGGGUUCAGCCCUACACCGCCAAUAUACUGAUGGUGGAUUCGAUAGUGAAUUCGAUUGUACCGGCGGUGCUGAAUCUUUUCAUUGGACCCUGGUCGGAUCGGUUCGGGCGGAAGCCAGUAUUGCUGGCCACUUUUGCAGGAUGCGUAAUUUCUUACCUACUGGAUACGGUGAUAUGUUUUCUCUCCAGCCGGUACCCGGUGAGUCCGUGGUACUACGCCCUAUCCUGUGUGCCAUUGGCUCUGACUGGUUCAAUUUGUACAAUGAUGACAACGGUGUACUGCUACAUUGCGGAUGUAACCAGUGAACAAGAUAGAAGCAAAAAAAUGUCCAUCCUGGAAGCAGCUCAAUACAUCGGAAUGCUGUUGGGCAACAUAAGCAGCAGUUUUAUUUUGAGAUCAACCAACGCUACCACAGUGUUUGCCAUAGCUGCCGGUACCGUGUUCCUUGCUUUCCUCUACAUUGUCAUCGGUGUACAGGAAAGUAUUUCAAUCAACGAUGACCACCAAAAGGAGAGUUAUAGCUUCAAGAUCAGCUACCUGUUCCGUCCCGGCUUGGUGCUAGAUACUUUCCGAACUGCCUUUGGCAGGAGACCCAACUUCAACAGGCCCAUCAUUCUGAUGGGAGUGAUUGCACUGGGAGCCAAUUUGUUUGUAGAGCAGUAUCAAACGGUAUUUUUCCUGUUUGUGAGAAAACACUUCAACUGGAGUGUGCGAAAAUAUUCAUUCUACAACUCGGCCGAUACAGUGUUUCUGAUGUUUGGAAACCUGGUGGGUACGUACGGAUUACAGAAGAAACUUGGUCUGACCGAAGCCGGUAUCACAGCAAUAGGAUUCUUCACUUCCUUUUUGGGUAGUGUUGCUGUGGCAGUAGCUUCCGAAUCGUGGCAUCUAUAUGCAGCAAUGGCCUUCUGCAUGCUGAAAGGUGUUACCGAUCCGAUGACGAGGGCUUUCAUUUCCAACGCAGCACCUGCAGAAGAUAUUGGGAAAAUAUUUGCCUUUUCGUCCACUUUCGAAGAACUGAUGCCGUUGGGUGGUGCGCCGUUGUAUACUUUGGUGUACAAAAGAACACUUUCGUGGAACCCGGGAGCAUUCAACUGGAUCAGUGCUCUUGUGUAUAUUUUCUGCUAUAGUUUGACUAUGGCGGUUUGCAUUCUACAAUCAAUGCAGCGAUCAUCGUGAUAGAUUGCAAUGGUAAAGGGAAACAUUUCACUUUCAAGACUAAACAACAAGCUGUGAUCGGAUUAAUCUAGAAGAAAUAAUAAAUGUCUCUAGAGAAAGUUAA